AUGUCUACGACUUCUCCAUCCCCACCACCCAGCCUACAGUCGAAUGAGGAUUCCAUGGACUCUGUUUCAUCUGAAUUUUCGACUGAAGCUACUCCAACGAAAGACUAUGAUUCAUCUCAAAAAAAUGCAUACAAAAUAAAUUCACUAACAUCGCACGGUGUAGAGGACAUACUUUCUGAAGGCGCUAACUAUAAUACGCCAGAAAAUCCGUUUCCAGAUUGCAAAGCAGAAGUCCUUUCCUCAAUAUCAAGUCAAGUAUCAUUUGUGCAAGAUUACAAUUCCGGAGAUUCGACGGGGUUUAGUAUACAUGAUAUUCUUGGAUUACAGCAAUCAUAUAAUUCUACAGGUACCCAAGAAAGUAUGUUAGAACCUCGAUACGAUUACCAAAUACCACAUUAUGAUAAUAUAAGUAACAGUUCGAAUAACAACUACGGAUCAGGCACUGAAGAGGUGGUAUCAGAUUACCACAUGGCCGGAGCGAGCGAAGACUUUUUUCCUUCAAACGAAGCUGAAGUCGGAAAUCAAAAUAUUUACCAAAGAAGUUACCAAGAAAACAAACCUGUUCGAUGUCAAAGAAGUGAUUUGGGCAAUGAUGUCGUAAAUAAUACUGAAGAAGAAGUAAAUGAUAUCAGCGAAUCAAGUUUUCCCAGUCAGAGUUCAACAUGGUGUAGCAAAUCCUCCAUAGUAAGCAACCAAAUUAUGAGCGCAUCAUCUUUAACAAACGAUAUGUCUACCGAUUCAUCUUCUUAUCCAAAAGGCUUUACUAAACGGGCAAGAACUGCCUAUACAAGUUCACAACUGGUCGAAUUAGAAAAUGAAUUUCACCAAAACCGCUAUCUGUGUCGUCCAAGACGCAUCGAGUUAGCUAACUACUUACAACUAUCAGAACGUCAAAUCAAAAUUUGGUUCCAGAACAGACGUAUGAAGUACAAAAAAGACAAUAAGCACAAUAAACCAAGUUCCUCAGUUGAUGAUAACAGUCCGUCAAGUUCCAAGGAGAUGUCGCCAACUCAAGAUCAUAAAAUGAGUCACGGAAGAAGCUGUGGUGGCCACGACCGUCACAGACGCUUACUUUCUGAAAGCCACGCGAGUCAUCAUAAAAUUUAUGUAACAUCUAAUGAUGCACUUACACGACCACCUGAAUACUCAUCGGUAAAUGGACUGAAGUCAGUAAUUAAAGGACCACAGAGCACAAUCGAAUUGCCAGCCUAUACGCCUAAUCUGUCGUACUCUUCGUACUAUGCAACAGGAGCAAGUAGAAGCGCUUACUCACCGAUGCCUGAGGUUUAUCGAUACAAUAACGAUGAAUCACUGCAACCAAGUUCACAUACUUUAUCGAUACUACAGUCCGACAGUUACGUUCCGAAUGGUGCUAACUUAAAACUAUGCGAAGAUGUGACGCGCUAUCCAAAUGGAUCUACUUAUUACAACACACUUUCGAAUGGGGUAGUAAUGCAUACGCCAACUACGGAAGCAUAUGGAUUCAGCAACACGUUGCCAGCAUUAACUACUCCAACUUACGAAGAUGGAGCUUUGCAUACAAGAGCAAGCCUAACAUUGCCUCCAGAUCCAUAUUUUUCUUAUUUGGCGUCAUCCGAGGCAUCUAGUCAACAAGCUUCUACUAAAAACGUUUUAAUGACGGUAACGCCAUUGAGUGAAACAAAAGAGAUUAAUUGCUGGGAAAACCGACCGUUCAUACACAGUUGGCCGGCGUCAAAAUAUCAAAAGAAAACUAACAAAGGUAAACUCACAUCUAAGAUAAAGAAAACUAAACGUAACCGGACGGCGUAUACGACAGAUCAGCUAAGGAUUUUAGAAAACACAUUUGCCCGUACAAAAUACGUGGAUGCGGAACGUCGCAAAGAGCUCGCGGAUUAUUUAAAGAUCGAUGAAAAAUGCGUCAAGGUUUGGUUUCAGAACAGAAGGAUGAAAGAUAAGAAAGAAAGUUCAGAAUCAAGCAAUGAUUCUUCGAGCGAAUGCGUCGCUUAUGAGCCAGUAACGCCACCACCAGCGAAACAACAAAACAGCUGUGAAGAUAAAUACAUUCAUCCAUACAACAGUUACAUUGAGCCGACAGUUCAUUGCAAUCCAGAAUCUUAUUACUAUCCUUAUGAGGAUAAUUGCAAAGUUUUUCACCCCGCCUAUGGAAAUGGUUAUCAGAACUAUGUUCCAACCAAUUAUAUAACUCCAAGUGUGCCGUCUCAUACUAAUGAAUGUUUUCGCAAUGAUUCAACUAUUUAUCCCACACAAUAUUAUCCUUGUUCAUCUGUUCCGGAAUACAUGUACACUAAUCAAGAUCACAAUCACUCUGGUCAAAAUCAACAAAGCACAUUUUCCGAUGUUUCCAACUGGUCAGCUAAUGCUAUAGAUUUGAAUUAUUUUUAGAUAAUUUUAUUUGUGUGUAAUAAAUAGUCUAUAAAAUAUUUAUAAUGUUAAAUAAAUUCUAUAAUAGGUUAUUUACAAAAUAUAAUAAGAGUCACGAUCGUUUGUGUAAGUUUACGAUAGUUGGUAAUGAGUUCGACAUUAGUGAAUUACUCAGUGAAUUGUAUUAUUUAGGUUUAAUGAUAAAACUUAUAAUAUUAGUUAAUAAUUGUAUAGCAUUAAUGUUCAUAUGAUUUUUUUGGUACAAAAAUCUAUUUUCCCCUGAUAUA
Messenger RNA from Pararge aegeria (speckled wood butterfly), 2651 nucleotides. RefSeq lists its product as uncharacterized. The transcript has 7 exons. The coding region runs from base 1 to 2385 and encodes 794 amino acids. NCBI's taxonomy places the organism in Eukaryota, Metazoa, Arthropoda, Insecta, Lepidoptera, Nymphalidae. The record is from RefSeq and is a predicted model, not a curated record. Gene Ontology annotation, biological process: regulation of transcription by RNA polymerase II. Gene Ontology annotation, molecular function: RNA polymerase II cis-regulatory region sequence-specific DNA binding; DNA-binding transcription factor activity, RNA polymerase II-specific. Gene Ontology annotation, cellular component: nucleus.